This is a messenger RNA of Lepus europaeus (European hare), 3171 nucleotides long. It is a transcript of the gene RHPN2, whose product is annotated as rhophilin Rho GTPase binding protein 2. The transcript has 15 exons. Gene Ontology annotation, biological process: negative regulation of stress fiber assembly; signal transduction. NCBI's taxonomy places the organism in Eukaryota, Metazoa, Chordata, Mammalia, Lagomorpha, Leporidae. Gene Ontology annotation, molecular function: protein binding. The record is from RefSeq and is a predicted model, not a curated record. Bases 39 to 2099 code for a protein of 686 amino acids.
CGGCGCCUCAGUCCGUGGUCCGCGCCGGCACCGCCAGCAUGACCGACGCGCUGCUGCCCGCGGCCCCCCAGCCGCUGGAGAAGGAGGGCGACGGCUACUUUCGCAAGGGAUGCAACCCCCUCGCGCAGACUGGCCGGAGCAAGCUGCAGAAUCAGAGGGCCGCCUUGAACCAGCAGAUCCUGAAGGCCGUGCGGCUGCGCACAGGAGCAGAAAACCUUCUGAAAGUAGCCACGAACCAGAAGGUGAAGGAACAGGUGCGCCUGGAGCUGAGCUUUGUCAACUCAGACCUGCAGAUGCUCAAGGAAGAGCUGGAGGGCCUCAACAUCUCCGUGGGAGUCUACCAGAGCACGGAGGAGGCCUUUACCAUUCCCCUGAUUCCUCUCGGCCUGAAGGAAACCAAAGACGUUGACUUCUCUGUCGUCCUCAAGGAUUUCAUCCUGGAGCACUACAGUGAAGACAGCUAUCUGUAUGAAGAUGAGAUCGCAGACCUUAUGGAUCUGAGACAGGCUUGUCGGACCCCCAGCCGGGAUGAGGCUGGGGUGGAGCUGCUCAUGACCUACUUCAUCCAGCUGGGAUUUGUGGAGAGCCGGUUCUUCCCGCCCACCCGCCAGAUGGGGCUUCUGUUUACCUGGUACGACUCCCUCACCGGGGUUCCGGUCAGCCAGCAGAACUUGCUGUUGGAGAAGGCCAGCAUCCUGUUCAACGUGGGGGCGCUCUACACCCAGAUCGGGACCCGCUGCAAUCGGCAGACGCAGGCCGGGCUGGAGAGCGCCGUGGACGCCUUCCAGAGAGCCGCAGGGGUUUUAAACUACCUGAAAGAGACGUUUACACAUACCCCGAGUUAUGACAUGAGCCCCGCCAUGCUCAGCGUGCUGCUCAAAAUGAUGCUUGCGCAGGCCCAGGAGUGCGUGUUUGAGAAAAUCAGCCUUCCCGGCAUCCGCAAUGAGUUCUUUGCGCUGGUGAAGGUGGCUCAGGAAGCGGCCAAGGUGGGAGAGGUGUACCAGCAGCUGCAUGCGGCCAUGAGCCAGGUGCCCGUGAGAGAGAACAUCCCCUACUCCUGGGCCAGCGUGGCGCGGGUGAAGGCCCACCACUAUGGGGCACUGGCCCACUACUUCACUGCCACCCUGCUCAUCGACCAUCAGUUGAAGCCCGGCGCGGAUGAGGACCACCAGGAGAAGUGCCUGUCCCAGCUCUACCACCACAUGCCAGAGGGGCUCACGCCCUUGGCCACACUGAAAAACGACCAGCAGCGCCGGCAGCUGGGAAAGUCCCACCUGCGCAGAGCCAUCGCCCUCCACGAGGAGUCGGUGCGGGAGGCCAGCCUGUGCAGGAAGCUGCGCAACAUCGAGGUGCUGCAGGAGGUGCUGUCUGCGGCACACCAGCGCUCCCGGCUCAAGUACGCCCAGCACCAAGAGGAAGACGACAUCCUGACCCUGAUUGAUGCUCCCGACAUUCUGUCUAAAACCGAGCAAGAGGUUGAAAUGAUAUUGCCCCAGUUCUCCAAGUUGACAGUAACGGACUUCUUUCAAAAGCUGGGCCCCCUGUCUGUGUUUUCAGCCAACAAGAGGUGGACGCCUCCUCGAACCAUUCGCUUUGCUGCAGAAGAAGGGGACCUGGGAUUCACCUUGAGAGGGAACGCCCCGGUUCAGGUCCACUUCCUGGAUCCCCACUGCUCUGCUGCGCUGGCAGGAGCCAAGGAAGGAGACUAUAUUGUGUCUAUUCAAGUCGUGGAUUGUAAGUGGCUGACGGUGAGCGAGGUUAUGAAACUGCUGAAGAGCUUUGCUGAGGAAGAGAUUGAGAUGAAGGUCGUGAGCCUCCUGGACUCCACAUCGUCCAUGCAUAGUAAAUGUGCCACAUACUCCGUGGGAAUGCAGAAGACUUACUCCAUGAUCUGCUUAGCCAUAGAGGAUGACGAUAAAACUGACAAAACCAAGAAAAUCUCAAAGAAGCUUUCCUUUUUGAGUUGGGGCACCAACAAGAACAGACAGAAGUCAGCCAGCACCCUGUGCCUCCCGUCCGUUGGGGUCGCCAGGCCUCAAAGCAAGAAGAAGCUCCCCGCUCCCUUCAGCCUCCUCAACUCCGACAGCUUUCUCUACUAACGCAGGGAAGUCAGGCGGCAGACCCGAAGCGUCUCCAGCGCCGACGCGGCCUUCAAAUCAGUGCCAUGACGGAAAAUGUCAGAAUGUUCUUGAAUCUCAUUUUUCUGUGUAAACUUGCAUUGGACGUGUUUUUAUGAAGGAAGGUAACAAGAAACCUCUAGAAAUUCGUGGAAAACAAACUUAUUUGAUGAACAUUAUUAUAUUGCUGCAAGUUAUUUAUUAUGUCUUGUACAUAGGCUAGUGUUGAGAUUAUGGCUGUUUUUAUGGUUACAGUUAAGACUCGUGGUCCCUGUCAGUUGGGUUGGGGUUACCUGUGUUAGCACUGUUUGCCACGCUUUCCACGUUUGGGUAAUAAUCAUUCCUCAACCUAGAACUCAGAUGAUCCCUGACUGAAAGUAGGUCAAAGGACUCUAGCGAUAGACUAAAUGAGUGGUUACUAAAAGCUGUUCCAAUGAGCUGCUUAAUUGGUCAUCAUUAACCUAAAAUGACAGAUGUUACUGUAAUUUUACAUUAUAUGAAUGCUAUUUCCAGAUAGUCUAGUGCCAAAUUUGUAUAGUUAAAUAUAAAAUUUAGGAACGGCUUUUCUUCUAAAGUUCGGUGUCAUUCAAGAGUUGCUAACACAGUGGCAGUGUUAGGUGAAGAUGCUGUCUACAAGGUAGAUAAUAUACUGUUUGAUACUCAAAACAUUCUUCAUUUUGUUUAAAGUAGAAAGUACAUAAUUGUAUAUUUUAAGUGUUGGGUAAAAAAGUAGUUUUGCAUUUUAUAAGGUAAAGAUGUAAAUGAUUCAAGUGUAAAGCUCUAUUUGGCUUUUAAACAUGACAUUCUUACCCACUGAUUUCUCUUGCUAUACGUUGGAUGAUACUGUGACUCUAGUAAGAUUCACUGUUGACAUAGUACAACUUACCUAGGUAAAAAAUAUAGCAUUGAAAUCUAACUUUAAGAAUGAGGAUUUAAAUAUUUUCUGUUGUGCAAUAUCUUAAGGGAAGUAGCUGCCUUUGGGCAAGGGCAGCCAUGGCUCCUGGGUCGUGUUUGUGUAAGUAUUUAAAUAAACACAUUCAUUUACCUAAGUGAA